UUGAUUUGGUGUCAACAGCUGAUAGUUUGAAUUUUCAAAAUCAAUUUUUCUAUACGUAUAUUUGUUUGCCCUUAUUUUGUGUGCUAAUUUUAUAAGCUUUUAUUGCAUUGUGCGCGAAAGCUCGGAGAACGACGUUUGUUUGAUCAAUUAUUGGGAAGUUCUGGUGGGAGUGAAGCAAUUUUGUGUAUUUAUGUUAAGGAAUUUCUGCAGUUUUCAUAGUUCGCAUUUAGUAUUACGCCAUGGAUCCGAAUAGCGCGGGCGAUGCAUUAACGGCUUCAGCUAUUAACAUACGUCCUAAAAAUAUUUACGGCUUACGUACAGAUGUUGUUGGUAAUAUUCAUUUUAAUCUAAAUCAAGAGGUCAUUUACCCAGUGGAAGGCGUACUGGCAUUUCACGACUAUGUCAGCAACAAGCAACGUUUUCUUAGAUUGCCAGAGGAUACGCAUCCUGAGUAUAUAGCGAUGAGUGUGCAGCGGAAAUUGUUGGCGGUUAUCGAAACGUGUCCUAAAAUCGGCACUUCGAUUUCCAUAUAUGAUUUGGCCACACUCAAGAAACGUCGCAGCCUACCAUUUCCUAAUGCCACUGCCAAUGCAUCGUUUAUGUCGUUUACCGCCGAUGCCAAGACGAUUGUGAUACUUACCAAACCACCCGACGAAGCAUUAUAUAUGUUGUUGUUGGACAAAACUGGUACUGUAAUCGAAUCUCAUCCGACUAUGAGUAUGGCGCGUGGCAGUGUUGAGUGUUUUGCCUGCAAUCCACAGGAUCACUGUUCAGUCGCCGUAGGGGGUGAUUGUGUAUUGCUUCUAAUGGCCAAGUCUGAGAAAGGCAUGAGCAUUAGCAAUAAUAUUAAAGCCGAUUUUCACACUACUUCUAUGGCCUUCAUUGCCAAUGAUUUACUUAUGAUUGGCACCAGCCAGAAUGAGCUGAUUAUGCUGGAGAAUGGUGAUGUAAAACUGAGACAGAAGGCGCAUGAUGCAGAACUCAUCGAUAUUUUGUGGGAUCAGGACGCAUUGAAUAAAGAAUUGGAACAUAAGAUCACGACCGAACUAAAACUCAGUGAUCAGCGGGUAGUAUGCAUGACGGCAUUUCAACGUGGCUUCGCUUUUGCCAUUUUCAAUAUGGUGUUCGUUUUCGAACGCGUCUCCAAAUUUAAGCUCGAACGAAAGACAAUAUUGACUAUACCUUUUGGAUUUGCACCGGAACAAAGUUAUCAGAUUACAAAUAUUGCGAUAUGUGCGCGCCAGGAGACGAUCAUUGCAACGACCAAACAUGCGCAAAUCUAUGUUGGCGUUCUGAUCGUACCAGAAACAUUGAAGGCCAAACAAUUACAAUUUCAACCGUUAGGCGCAUGGAUACACCUAUCGGAAAUAACUAGCAUGUCGGUUUGCUCGUGGAAGCCGAUUAUAAUGACGGCAUCACGCGACCAGACUGUACGCAUUUGGAACUAUGAAACUGAUAAAGUUGAAUUGGUUCGUAAAUUUCAAGUAAACGUGAAUAUAGUGGAGCUAAAUUCAACGGGAUUGAUGGCUGCAAUUGGUUUUUCGGAUCAGUUACGUAUUACGCAAAUAUUUAUGGAUGAACUGAAUAUCGUUAAAACCUAUAACUUCCCACGUUGCAAAGAUGUUAAGUACUCGAAUUAUGGUCACUUUAUGGCUGCUGCUUAUGACAAUAUUAUUAGCAUUACAUCUGUUUAUAAUUUGGAUAUUGUAAGGCAGCUAAAGGGACACAAUGGCACUGUGCUUUCCGUUGCCUGGUCGGCCACUGAUAAGUAUCUUAUAUCGGGUGGCGCAGAGGGCGCCAUCUAUCAGUGGGAUGUCGAGACUGGUGCACGUGUCCAGGAGAUUGUACAAAAAGGCACCGAAUACCGUUCCGUUUGUUGCACCUUCAACGAGCCACUCUCUAUCUAUGCUGCGACCAACUUUGGUGUGCUACGAGAAUUCCAUAAUUCGGAGGUCGUGCGCGAAAUUGUUGUACCCUCCAAGGUGCGCACGCCACUCACAGAUAUGUGUUUGUCACGUUCGGAUCUCAUUAUGUUUGUUGGCAAUGAAGAUGGUGACUUAUUCAACAUUCAACUGCCGUUCAUGGAUGCUGGUGGCGCCUCUUGUACACUGUUUCGCUUCUUUACCACCCAAAUUAAUAAACUCUUCUUCUCGUAUGAUGGCACUUUGCUAUUGGCAAUCUCCAAGAAUGGCACAUUGGCCAUUUGGGCGAUGGAUAAUAUUGAAGGCAAAGUAGCACCAAUGGAUGCAGAUUUGAUGCGUAGCCAAGAAGUGCUCAUACCACGUAGUAUAUUGUCCGAGAAGAAUGAGCAGAUAGCGAAUUUGGAAAUUCGUUUGCGGCAGCAGGCUGAAGAGUUUCAAUAUCAGCUAAGCCAGAAUGAGAUAUUUGAUGGAGAGCAGCUGGCCGAGGUGCAUCGUAGUUAUUGUCAGGCGCUUGAGGAAUUAAAGAAUAAAAACAAUGAAAUCGAGCAAAAACACACCGAGGAGAUGAAUCAGAUCACUUACCAAAUAAAUGAUAUACGGGAUGAGCAUAGGAAGCAUCUUGAUAAUCUGGCCAACCAGUAUUCGGAGCGCAUGUUGGUCGAAUACCAAAAGUUCAGCAAUUUGCGCGAGAGUAUGCUCACGCUACGCGAUAGUUAUGAGAGUAAGUUGAAGAGCUCAGCCGGUAUACUGCAGGAUACGGUCGAGGGAUUGGAAACGGACUACAAGCGACAACUGGAUGAACGCAAAGAGUUGAUACGCGAACUUAUGAAGGAAAUGCAAGACAAAAAGAUCGAAUUCUUUAAGUAUUGUCGUGAAGUGGAAGAAGAGAAUGACCGAAACAUGGUGGAUAUGCAAUUGCAGUACGAGAAUAAGUUGAAUAACGAACAGAAUGCAACUCAAUUAUGGCGUGGCAAGUCUGGUAUUUUAGAUAAGAGAUAUCAAACUCUAAGUAAAGAUAUCGAGAAAUUGCUCGAAGAGGUGGAAACAUUAAAGGAAGAGCACACUAAGUCACAAAAGAAUAUUGGACACUUAACACGCUCUAUCGAUGACUUAAUGAAAGACAUUUCAGAUCGUGAUUAUGCCAUCAAUGCCAAAGAGAAGCGCAUACAGGAGCUAUUGCACAAGAAUCAAGAAUUGGACAAAUACAAGCAAGUGCUGUCGCAUAAAAUCGCCGAGCUGAAGGCUCAGAUUGAACCGCGUGAGUUUCAAAUCAACGACAAGCGUAAGCAUAUACUCGAAAUGGAAAACGAACUGGAGGGUUUGAAUCAGAAUAAUAUACAAUUGGAGUUGCAGCUGAAAGAGCUGAAGGACAAGUAUCUAAGCAAUGUAGCGGAGAUGAAGGUGGAACGGCAUCGAUCGCGGGCUGCUCGAGAAUGUGUCACAAGUAUUUGCAGCGAGAUCUAUCAUGUAGCUGCAUUCGUAGAUAGUCCAAAGCAACUACAAGUAAAAGUGAAAGAAUUAUUUCAACGUCAUGCCAGCGAUGAUGAGCUCAAACGUCAUAUAUCAUUGGAUGCUGAGGUUCGAGACGAAUUCCAACGGCAACGCGGACAAAUUGAGCGCGUUUUGAAAAUUCAAAGAAAUCGACGGACUGAAGACGAAGCAAAGAAGUAUCAGAAGCUCUUUAAGGAAAAUGUGGUUCUGGUUGAUGAAGUCGAUCGAUUGCGCGAAGAGAAUGCACACUUGCGCCAUCGUGUGAAAAAGGAUUUAGCAAAACAAAAGUUAACAAGAAAAUCUUAGUUCGUUACCCCCUAAACUUGAUCUCUUGAAAAUACAUACACAUACAUUUACAUAUUUUUGGAAACAAAAAAAAUAAAUUUUUUGGUUGUUAUAAAAUAAA
Molecule: messenger RNA, 3819 nt
Organism: Anastrepha obliqua
Lineage: Eukaryota; Metazoa; Arthropoda; Insecta; Diptera; Tephritidae
Gene: tous
Product: cilia- and flagella-associated protein 57
Exons: 6
Coding region: 240-3719 (1159 amino acids)
Molecular function (GO): protein binding
Source: RefSeq, a predicted model, not a curated record